Venturia canescens is the source of this 4328-nucleotide messenger RNA. RefSeq names its product Germ cell nuclear acidic peptidase. NCBI's taxonomy places the organism in Eukaryota, Metazoa, Arthropoda, Insecta, Hymenoptera, Ichneumonidae. Bases 431 to 3889 code for a protein of 1152 amino acids. The transcript is spliced from 7 exons. The record is from RefSeq and is a predicted model, not a curated record. Gene Ontology annotation, cellular component: nucleus.
CGGAUUGGUUGUGGUUUGGCGUUUUCGCAGGUGGCUACACUGCUCAGUGUUUAUAACGGUUCUUCCGAGUUGCGUUCAAACACGACGAGCGACGACGAGCUUCGGAUGAUUAUUUUAUCUUGGCGUACUGUUCUCAAGUUUCGCGUUGUGCUUCUUUUGAAUUAUUUCAAGUUUACACCGUCAAAUUGAAUGAAAAGUGCAAUUGCAAUGAUCCUCAUGGAUUUACUUUCAAUUCAAGACUGUUUUCGUUGAUAAGAAUUAACAAUUUCUUUCAAGUUUAUGUUGUGUGAAACGAAUUUUGUUGUUGACAGCAGAAAGUUCUUUGCCGAGUCCAAAUCUCGAUGCAUGACUCGAAUUAUGUGUCAAGAAUCGAGCCCUGGAUUGACGGAAUUAUAGAUCCACUUAGUUUUACUGUAUAAUUCUUGUUAAUAUGGAUUUUCACAUUAGGAACAAUCAGUUUGAGGUUAAAUCGACAAAAAAGUAUGACUUGUCACUAAAGAGGACCAAGCAAGUAACACUGUCUUCAACAAAUGGAACUGAAAGAAAUUCAAGAAAACAGACAGCACCCAAGGAUACAUAUUCUGAGAAGGAGAGUUUAGAUUUAUCAGAAUCGCAGAACAUAGAACUGCGGGUGUCCGACAGCUUUCUAGUUGAGAACACUCAAGAAAAUGUUAGACGAAAUUUAGACCAAAAAGACGCAAAAGAGCAGGAAAUAAUUGUGAUAAGCGAUUCGAGUGACGAAGACAUUUCGUCUAAUCAUGGGUGGAGAAAAGAGGAACAAGGCGAAUCGCCAGCCGUACGCUCAAUUUCCAAGGUUUCAUUGCCGAAUAGCGAGCAAAAUAUUCCAAAAAAUAACUGGGGCUGGUGGCAAUCCGAAAAAACUCCGGACAAUGUAACUUUGCGAAAUCCAAUAAGAAAAUGUAGCAUGUAUACAUCGGACGAGACUGCGAGUGAACGGGAUUUUCAAAAUAUUACUAAUGAUGAAAAUUCUCCAAAAACUCCACUAUCAAUGGAGGGAAAAAUCAUUCCGGACAGCGAUGAGUCGAUUUUUAGCCACAAUAGAGUACGAAGCAUUUUGACUGAGAAUCAAUGCAAUAUUGAAACUCUCAGCAGCCUCGAUAUUUCGGAAAAACAUUCACCCAAAGAAUCUCCGGUCCGUAACGAUUAUCGAAAAAACUUUAUUACGAGGGAUAAAGAGAACUGCUCCACAAAUUGCGAUAACACCAAAAAAGCAGUCGAUGAUCGACGAAAAAUUCCGAAUUUUUCAAAAAAAUUUACAAAUCAAUCGGGGAGUUUAAAAGAAUUAAACGAAAUCGAUCGGAGGGUUGAGGAAUGGCGAAGCACUCCUGACUUCACAACAAACUCGAGAAGUGAAACAGGAAGUUCCAAAAGAUUGAACGAAAUCGACCGAAAAAUCGAAAAAUGGCGGAAGACACCAGACUAUUCAACAAUCACGCGAAACGAAACCGGCAGUCCCUCCAAACUCAAAGAAACGAACAAGCGAAACGAUGAUUUUCAGAGAACUCCAGAAUUUUCGAAAAGUCCGAAAAAUUAUGCGACAAGCUCGUCCUAUUCGAAAGAAAUUGCUAAGAGAUACGAAACAUCGAAAAUUUUGCAAGAAGAAAGUCAGCAUUCUGGAAACGUAAAAGAAGGCAACAAAAUAUUUGAACGCUGCGAAAAUAGUGGCGGCUCGUUGAAGAACUUGGGAAAGGCUACAGAAAAAACUCCGGACGUUCGAAAAACACCGAUUUCUGCACAAGCUCUGUCGAAAAGAGACGCUCGAAAAAUCCUUCGCAUUAUAGAAUCGAAGAGAGCGAUUUAUCAGUCGCCGCGAGAAUUCAAAAAAGUAUCUAGUUCAGAAGAGAGUGAUUCCGAGGACAGUUUUCAAGUUGAAAAACAGGAGGAUUUUCAAAAAGGAAACGCUGCGAAAGUUAUUUCGGAAACUGAGUCGGAAUCCGGAGAGAAAGUAAUUCGCGGUUCGAAGGUCGAUCUUUCGAAACCUUAUAAAACCCAUGUGACGAGGUUUCUCGAUCCCAGUCUAGAUUCUCCGGAUGGUAUGAGCGAGCGGAAAAAACGAGAAAUCGCUCAUUGGCUAUUGACGAACUCGGCGGACACGAGGAGCGAAACUUCGCUCAGUAAUAUUCCUCCGAGCGAUCAGAACAGUCCGAGCUCCGGAAACAGUAGCCUAGAACGCUUAGAAAUGAAUUACGAGACUCCAAACAAUCGAGACAAAUUACGAAAACCGCGAACUAACGAGACACCAAAAGUGAAGCAUAAAAGCCAGUGCGAUUCUGCAAAAUCUUGUCAAAAUGAUCGGUUGGGAACCGCCAAGCCGCGACAAAUUCCAAUCGAUACUUAUUUCAAAAAAAACAACGAAGGAAUCAAAAUGUUGACUCCUGUUUCAACGAAAAAAAAAACAAUGCACAAUGAAAAAUCGACCGAUAAUCUUGAAAUUGAAGAUUGCGUGGAUAUUCUGGAUAAUUUGUACGGAAAAACGUGGCGAGCCAAAGCCCACGAGAUUCUGCCUACUUCCGAACCGAGAAAAAAAAACAUCCCACUUCGUGACAAAGCUGUACAGACAGAGAGAAAGCCGAGAUCUAAAAAAGUGAUGAAUUCAGCGAACAGCAGCUCGCCAGAGGACAGUUUUCAUAAGUUUGUGAAGAAUCUAAAGCCGAAUUUGAAUUCAACGAGAAAAGCUGAAACGAAAACGAAAGAUCGUCGUAAAUGCACUUUUAUCAACGAUUCUUCAUCCGAGUCAGGAUCGUCACCGAAAAGUAGCGGUGAAACAACCUAUCUCACCGCAUUGACAAAUCCUCAAAUACAAAACGAACGAAAAAUUGAUAAUCGACCUGCACCGGGAGCCCUUCACAUACGAAGAGCAAUCGCAAUUUGCGAUUCGGACACAUCGGACGAGAGCGAUAAUCAAAAGGACAAUAGAAAAGUGUUGUCUUUCAGCGAUGAUGAGAAUUAUUCAUCCUCGAGCGAUGACAACUUUCCAAGUAUAUUACCAAAGACGUCGAAAAUCGUAAUGAAAUCCCGAAAAUUUCCAGUUUCCGUAUCAAAUACUAAACUUACGAAAACAAAACGCACUUUCCUCGAAUCGUUGUCCGCAAAGAUUCCUUUGACCGAAGCACAUCCUGAGGCGAAGAAAUAUCGUCAGGAUUACAAGAACACCAAAGAAGAGCUGUGCAAAUAUUUGUACAAAAUGUACAACGAUAAAAUUUUCGAUAAUAAAUUACCAAGCGAUAUGUCGAUCGAAUGGAAUGUUCGAAUGCGAGGAACCGCUGGAUUUUGCUACAACAAACGGUCUAUCAAAGCUCUCGGUGGUAUCGUACGAUCGUCACGAAUUGUUUUGGCCACCAAGAUUCUCGAUACCCCGGACAGACUAAGGGAUACCCUCGUCCAUGAAAUGUGUCAUGCAGCGGCGUGGUUGAUAAACGAUGUUUCGGAUGGCCAUGGACCAUUUUGGAAAGCUUGGGCUUCGAAAGCAAUGAAAUCAUUUCCGGAAUUACCGGAAAUAAAACGUUGCCACGAUUAUAAAGUAACGACGAAAUUUACGUACCGUUGUACCGGAUGCGGAUACAGCGUGGGUCGUCAUUCGAAGUCGUUGGAUGUGGAGAAAAAGCGUUGCGGUCACUGCUAUGGAAAAUUCGAGUUGUUGAUAAACAAAAUAACAAAAUCGGGCAAAGUCGAGACGAAGACACCAGUGUCAAAAAAACCCACGGGUUUCGCGUUGUUCGUCAAGGAAAAUUAUUCAAGCGUGAAGAAGGAUCUCAAAGGACCACACAAGGAAGUAAUGCAAAUAUUAGGACUGCAAUUUUCAGCAGUUAAAAUAUCAAAAAAGAACGAAGCUGCUUCGAACGAUGAUAAUUCGGUGUCGAACGACUGAGGAUUUUCCGCGUAUUUUUUUCUGUUUCGGUUCAAAUUUACAAUUUUUUUUCCUUAUUUCUAAGAUAGUUGUACAUAACAUUUUUCCAUCAUUCGCGGCUUUCAAUAUUAGUACUAUUUUAUAAAUAUUUUAUUGCGAAAUGAUUAUCUGAUGAAAUCCUCACGUUACAGGCGCUGGAUUGAGCAACAACAUUUUUGCCAAAACAAAAUAGCCGUGUUACAUUUAAUUUGGACGGACGACUGUACGCAUUUUUUUCAAAUCGUACCGAUAUUAUGUAUAUAGAUAUAUAUAUAUAUAUAUAUAUAUAAUUUUAUGUUACUAAAUAUAAUGAAAUAACAUAUUCGCUGAAGAUAUAUAUUUUAUAAACGGAAUACUCGGUGAAAUCAAACCGGCUCUUCAUCGAGAUACAGUAAAAAUUAAACAAUACUGAUUAAUUGCA